AUGGAUUCGAAGUUGCGGGCGGAGGUUGAAGACCGCUUGGCGUGGGCGUUGGAAGGCGAGCAGCUGGUGGUUAAGCGUUGGAAGGAACGAGAUCCAGGGCUGCACGAUGCUAUCGUGAAUGGUUUGCAGUGGCGCAAAGCAGUUGCCCAGAAUUUCCCUCAAUUGCUACGUUUGACCCAGCAGUGCGGCAACGCCAGCCUGGUCAAAGGCGAAGGCGAGCUGCAAAUCCUCAGAAGGCUACACAGCCUUUUCACCCAAGAGAAAAAUGAGGGUCUGAUGCCUGACUACCAGCGCAUCAAGAAGAGAGCGCUUGCAAGCUGGCCAGCGUGUGCGAAAUCAACUCCCCAUUUGUACCAGUUCAUGCUGAAGUUUGCAGGUGGCCACGACGGCAGUUUCUUGGUGGAAACGGAGCAGUUUUGCCGAGCUCAUGGCUCUUCCACAAAAAGCAUGGGUCCUGCCUUGUGGGAAGUCUUGGCUGCCGAUGUGAGGGGCCGAACAGAAAAACAUGUCUGGGUCCGUCACGCUUUCAUCAAAUUGGCAUGGGUGAAAGACAUUGGCACCGUCUCAGACAUCAAAAGAUGCCUGCGCUCCAAAGAGUUUGCGAAGAGGCUGGAGAUAGCCAACCACAUCGUGUCAGAGACAAAGGGCAUCGUAGACCAUCUUGGCCUGCCCUGGGCCGUGGAUGGCAAGGUUGCUGCUGCGCUUGGGUUCACCCACAUUGCCAUGGCGGCUUUUUUGUUGAACGCCAAGAUUCCUGGCGAGGCCUCUCAUGACUCAUUGGAGGGCAUUGCGCACGAUUUCGCGCAGAUCAUCAAGGGCAUCACCCAGAAUGAAUUUGCACCCCCUUGGGAAGCUUACGCGCAGAAGCGUGACACCGAUUCAUCACGCCCACCUGCCGGAGGUGACCGGUUGAGAGAACUUGACCGUGGCGGCACGGUCAAAAACCCACAGGAUUGCAUGGCAGACGCUGGUUUUCCUGUAGGGUCAUUUGUCAAACGCAAAGCCACCCAAGAGCGUGGACAGAUCUCCGGAGUGACUCAAGACCUGGUUCGUGUGAAGCAGCCUGAUGGCAAUACUUUCAAGGUUUCUAUCAAAGCUUUCCUGUCAGGAGAGUGGGCCCGGUUCACUCCAAAAGCAGAGCCUACGGUGGUAGAUGAUUUGUCACUGUUCAAACCUAGUGAUUUCUCAGAUUGGAAGGUCUUGAACGAGAAGGCCCGGAUCGUUCUGGAGUUGGAACAUCUGCAUAUGAAGCAUGAAGCCGACGCAUGUGAUUCUUCGAGGGUUGUCGUGAAACCAAACCGAGCAUGCUUUGUAACCAAGCCCUUGAAGAAAUUGACUUUGGUACCAACGACCAUGAACAUCAAGUAUGACACAGAGCCUUCACCUGACCGCUACGUGAUCCAGUCAGAGGAUAUGGCUUUUACUUUGAACCCCACGGUGAUCUUCCCAAAAGAAGAUGACGAAUCCGGCUUUGUCACAGCGUUUUGGUUUGUGGAGACAACGUCCAAAGUUGAAGAGGCUACCAUGCAGGUGACUAUGGUGAAGGUUGGAAACCCCAAGAUUCAAAUCCCCAUUCUGACGAAUGUUGGCCAACUCAACAAGGGUGACCGCCUGGCCAUCUACAAGAAGAAGGUGACGAAGGAAGCAGAGCCUCUCGAGGUUUCUCCGGCGAAAAAGCGUCGAAGAGAGAAAGGCCCUGAGUGA
Messenger RNA from Durusdinium trenchii, 1704 nucleotides. The record is from the annotation of a GenBank genome assembly. NCBI's taxonomy places the organism in Eukaryota, Dinophyceae, Suessiales, Symbiodiniaceae.